UAAGCGAGCCGCGUGAUCGCGCACGGCAUCAUUCAAAUCAUGAAGAGCUUCAGCGUCGUUGUACUCGUGCUGCUGCUGGGUCUCGCCGCUGGCGAGAUAAAGAACAAGGGAUGGUGGAAGAACGCCGUUUUCUACCAGGUGUACCCUAGGAGCUUUAUGGAUUCGAAUGGAGACGGCACCGGAGAUUUAGAAGGUAUUAGGAACAAACUUCAACACUUCAAAGAUACCGGUAUAACAGGGAUAUGGUUGUCACCGAUCAACAAGAGCCCUAUGGUAGAUUUUGGAUACGAUAUAUCGGACUUCAGAGACGUCGACCCAAUAUUUGGUAAUUUAGACAACGUGCGGAGUCUUUUGAAGGAUGCGAAAGCCCUUGGUAUAAAGGUUAUUCUAGAUCUUGUCCCCAACCACACCUCCGACCAGCACACAUGGUUCCAACAGAGUUUGAACCGCACAGGAAAAUACACAGACUAUUAUAUCUGGUCUGAUGGUAAAAAAAAUGAAAAUGGAACUAUGGUACCGCCGAACAACUGGGUCAGCGUGUUCAAUGGUACCGGAUGGACGCUUGACAAGAGAAGAAAUCAAUUCUACUUUCACCAGUUCUACUAUCAGCAGCCGGAUUUGAAUUACACGAACCCGGACGUGCAGAAUGAGAUGAAAGAGAUAAUCAAGUACUGGUUGGACAUAGGAAUGGACGGAUUUCGUAUUGACGCUGUGCCACAUUUGUUCGAAGGCGAUAUAACUAAGGAUGAACCUGCUGCAACGACUAUUCCAGAAGGCGCUAAGCCGGGAUACGAUCACGUUACUUUAAAUCACACGAUAACGAAGGAUCAACCUGAGACAUACGAACUGAUGAAAAGCUGGCGGGAGUUUGUGGACAAGUACGCGGACGAACGUAAUCAGACGGAGAAGGUGUUACUAACAGAGGCGUACACCUCAUGGGACAACACGUUGAAGUACUACAACUACGGCUCGAACGUUCCGUUCAACUUUAAGUUCAUAACGGACGCGGACGCGAAAUCGAACGCGAAAGAUUUCAAGAUGAUUAUAGACAGGUGGAUACAAGGAACGCCAAAGGAUGGCGUAUCAAAUUGGGUGAUGGGAAACCACGAUCGCGUUCGUAUCGCCACGCGUUAUCCGGGCAGAGCGGAUCACAUGGUCAUGUUGGAAAUGAUUCUGCCUGGCGUCGCAGUGACCUACUACGGUGAAGAAAUUGGCAUGGAGGACAACAGCACUCUUCGUGUUUUCGACUUCCGCGAUGGCUGCCGUACACCUUUCCAGUGGGACGGUUCUGCCAACGCAGGUUUCAGUAAAGCCAAGGAAACGUGGUUGCCAGUCCAUAGCAACUACAAGUCGCUGAAUCUGGAGCAACAGAAGAAUACUCAGGGCUCCCAUUAUAAUUUGUACACCGAACUGAUCAAACUGAGGAAAGGCAACGUGCUGACAAACGGCACAGUUACGACUGCCGUUUUAAACAACGACGUUCUAGCUGUGAUUCGCGAACAGAACCAGGAGGCGGUGACGCUCUUGAUGAACUUCAACCAAGAAAAAUCAGUCUCCGUGAACCUGACGGGGCUGGUGAGCCAGCAACUGAACCAAAUAAAACUGAAAAGCACGGGCGCCAAAGCGACAGUGGGCGGUAUUGUCGAUCGGUCACUCAUCGAGGUACCUCAAGGCGCGGCCCUAGUUUUGGUGAAAUCGGGAGCUACGAUGAUGAGCCUCUCAUUCCUCAGUUUUCUGCUGCUUAUUCUCUUCUAUAGACCGUAAACAGAAUUUUCCCACUGAUCCCACUUUCCAAUGACCCUGCGACGUAUGUGUUCGAAGAUGAAAAGAUGCCCCGCGCGACGAAAAGUACGAAAGAUCGAACAGAUUAACGCGACAACGAGAACGUUUAACUGCAUAUCGAUAACGUUCGGCGCAGUGUCGCGAGAAGAAGAAGAAAAACAAACAAGUCACGGUACUAGACGUAACCAGAGUCGGGAUUAAUUAACGCAGCACGUUCGCGAAAGAUUAUCGAUAAAACAUGUACUUCUUUUUCCCUCCUUCCCCCCAACGUACUAUUUUUCUAUAACGUUUAACUAUAAUUUUUCUACCCGCAGAUAAGCUUAGAAGUGCGCGCGAUUCGAUAAGGCGCGUCGACGAUCGACGCGCACCUCAGAUAUGUAAAAGUGUAAAAAAAAA
Messenger RNA from Habropoda laboriosa, 2178 nucleotides. RefSeq names its product maltase 1-like. The transcript has 8 exons. The coding region runs from base 40 to 1764 and encodes 574 amino acids. Lineage: Eukaryota; Metazoa; Arthropoda; Insecta; Hymenoptera; Apidae. Gene Ontology annotation, biological process: carbohydrate metabolic process. The record is from RefSeq and is a predicted model, not a curated record.